AUGCACGCAACCGCUGAGACGUGUGAAACGCCGUCGAGUUCGCGGCGCCCUCCAAAUGACAGGCCGGACUUUCGUGAGGGUUCAACUCUUAAGGAGUUUGAUAAAAGUGGCCGUCUCGUGGGAUAUUUCCGUUGCGGAAGGAUGCUCGGGCGUGGUGGCUUUGCAAAGUGUUAUGAAGUGGAGCAGGGUGGCGAUACGUAUGCGUUGAAGGUUGUGGACCGCUCACUACUGCAGAAAACUAAGACACUACAGAAACUCCACUCUGAGAUAUCCAUUCACCGCCGCAUGAAGCACAAACACAUUGUUAACUUCAUACGGACCUUCCAUGACGACUGGAAUGUUUAUAUUCUGUUGGAGAAGUGCAGCAAUCAGACGCUGAUGGAAAUAUUGAAGCGCCGGCAACGUUUCAGUGUGCCAGAGACACAAUACAUUGCAUUGCAGUCGCUUUCCGCCAUUCAAUAUAUGCAUGAGCAAUGUGUUAUUCAUCGUGACCUGAAACUUGGUAACAUAAUGAUGGAUGCAAAUAUGAACGUGAAGAUUGGGGACUUCGGUUUGGCUGCUGAGUUGCAGUACGACGGGGAGCGGAAACGCACUAUUUGUGGCACGCCCAAUUAUAUCGCACCGGAGAUCAUUGAAGGUUCGCGCGAGGGACAUAGUUACGAAGUGGAUGUGUGGUCGCUCGGUGUGAUCCUCUACACGCUGUUGGUUGGAGAGCCGCCGUUUCAGACAUCAGAUGUGAAGGCCACUUACCGUCGUAUUAGGCAAUGCCGGUAUGAAUUUCCUUCACAUGUAGAUGUGCCAGAGAGUGGGAAGGAACUUAUUCACAGUAUUCUGCAGAGCCGCCCCGACCAACGGCCGACGUUGCUGGAAAUUCGUUCACAUCCAUUUUUCCGCCUCCCGCCGCCACCGACGACAGCACCUACCACACUCUUCUACAGUUCACGCCGCCGUCAGCAUUCGGAUGACCCCCGAGGACAUGCGCAGGGACCACUUCCACUUCGCCGCCAAAAAUCAGGGGACAUUCAGGCGGCGUUGCAGAAACAAACACCGCAACGCCGUCAACCGCAGUCGCAGCCCAAAUCAGUUGAAGCUGUUCGCUGCAUUUCGAGUCCGCGUGUGUCCCGCGAAGUGCUUCAACCUAUCAGCACAAAUCUACCCAAAACGGACCGAUACCACCUAAAACCCAGCUGCCCGGCGGUAGCUUCCGCAAGGUUUCAUGGGGCUUUGGGCGGUGACUGCAACAACAACAACAACAACAAUAACAAUAACAUCAACAACAACAACAACAACAACAUUAACAGUGCUGCGGUGAGCAUCCCGUCACCUCGUGCAGAUGCGAUUCGACCCCUCACGCAAGUUGCCGCACCGGGCGGUGCUGAUGAAUCCGCGGAAACCACUGCAACAACUCCGCGUGUGCAGCUGAGACCUCACCCAGCUAUAGAGGAAGAGGAGAAGAAUGAACUCACCGCCGUGCAUGAUCAACUUCAUCAGACGUUACGGGAAAUAGGCGACAUUUCCCCACGUGAGGUUGCCACCCGCACACAAACCAAACGGUCACCGCAAGUGGCUCCCUUGCCAGUGCCGAACUCACCCACAACAUCUACAGUUCCUGCAUUAACGCCCAGAUGCGAAGACGAGCCGGCGCCAUCGUUGCCACUUCCCACUGUUUGGGUGACGAGUUUCGCGGAUUUCUCCGAAAAAUACGGGUUGUGUUACCGGUUGAGCACCGGCCAUACCGGUGUGCACUUCAACGACUCCACUAAAAUGGUGUGGGAGCCCAUUACAAACCGUGUAGAGUAUUAUAUGCGAGUGAAGGAAGUUGUUGCGCGUGGUAAUGCCAACGUCCUGCAGGCGCGAGAUCAACAACAUGCGUUUCACAUGGAUAUGUUCCCUGAAAGCCUGACCAAGAAGGUGACAUUGAUCAAAUACUUUAAAUCAUACCUCUCACGAACGCGUAAUUCUCAUACCAACGUGGAGGUUGUACGGUGCUCACCAUAUGUGUCCGAAGUUACUCCGUCACUUAGCGGACCGCACAUGAUUGAAGAUAUUGUAUAUGUCAAGCGCUGGUUGAUCACACCACAAGCAAUUAUAUUCCGUCUAUCCAACAAAACUAUUCAGGUUUGUUUUCAUGAUAAGGCGGAAGUUAUUCUAAGUUCGGAGUCGCGUGUUGUUACAUAUACAGAACCAACUGGCAACCGCGUGACAAUGUCGCUAUCGUCUGUUGCGACACGCUCUAGAGAAAUUGCUGCACGGCUUCGUUACACCAAAGACAUCCUCAGCGAGCUCAUACAAAACCGUGAUAUUUAG
Messenger RNA from Trypanosoma brucei brucei TREU927, 2307 nucleotides. RefSeq names its product polo-like protein kinase. Gene Ontology annotation, molecular function: ATP binding; protein kinase activity; protein binding. The transcript has a single exon. Gene Ontology annotation, cellular component: cytoplasm; spindle pole; nucleus. The coding region runs from base 1 to 2307 and encodes 768 amino acids. The record is from RefSeq and is a predicted model, not a curated record. NCBI's taxonomy places the organism in Eukaryota, Euglenozoa, Kinetoplastea, Trypanosomatida, Trypanosomatidae. Gene Ontology annotation, biological process: mitotic cell cycle; regulation of cytokinesis; protein phosphorylation.